Molecule: messenger RNA, 3233 nt
Organism: Canis lupus familiaris (dog)
Lineage: Eukaryota; Metazoa; Chordata; Mammalia; Carnivora; Canidae
Gene: RAG2
Product: recombination activating 2
Exons: 2
Coding region: 224-1807 (527 amino acids)
Biological process (GO): V(D)J recombination
Cellular component (GO): DNA recombinase complex; nucleus
Molecular function (GO): protein binding; sequence-specific DNA binding
Source: RefSeq, a predicted model, not a curated record
CGGGGUGCGCGUCAGCCACUCUCACCUCCCGUCCCCUAGUUUCCCGCCUGGGCUCGCAUCUCUAAUCACUUCGCACUCGGAGCGUCUCUAUUCGGGGACGCAUCCUAGGAGUCUCCUCUCCUGGGGCAGCGCAAACCCUCGCCGGGAGAACGGAUUCCUGGGAAAUGUAGUUCUUCCUGCCGGCAAGCGGGCAAGAUAAAAGAUCUACCCAGGAUUGGAAAAUAUGUCAUUACAGAUGGUAACAGUCAGUAAUAACGUGGCCUUAAUUCAACCAGGCUUCUCACUGAUGAAUUUUGAUGGACAAGUUUUCUUCUUUGGCCAGAAAGGGUGGCCAAAGAGGUCUUGCCCCACUGGAGUUUUCCACUUUGAUGUAAAGCAUAACCAUCUCAAACUGAAGCCUGCAGUUUUCUCCAAAGAUUCCUGCUACCUUCCUCCUCUUCGUUACCCGGCCACUUGCAUAUUCAGAGGCAGCUUAGAAUCUGGAAAGCAUGAGUACAUCAUCCAUGGAGGGAAAACACCAAACAAUGAGCUUUCAGAUAAGAUUUAUGUCAUGUCUGUUGUUGGCAAGAACAACAAAAAGGUGACCUUUCGCUGCACCGAGAAAGACCUGGAAGGAGAUGUUCCUGAAGCCAGAUAUGGUCAUUCCAUUGACAUGGUGUAUAGUCAAGGGAGAAGCAUGGGAGUUCUCUUUGGAGGACGGUCUUACAUUCCUGCUGCCCAAAGAACCACGGAAAAAUGGAAUAGCGUAGCUGACUGUCUGCCCCAUGUCUUCUUGGUGGAUUUUGAAUUUGGGUGCUCUACAUCAUACCUACUUCCAGAACUUCAGGAUGGGCUAUCUUUUCAUGUCUCCAUUGCCAGAAAUGAUACCAUUUAUAUCUUAGGAGGACAUUCACUUGCCAAUAACAUCCGCCCUGCCAACCUAUACAGAAUAAAAGUUGAUCUCCCCCUGGGUAGCCCCGCUGUGAGUUGCACAGUUUUGCCAGGAGGGAUCUCCGUCUCCAGUGCAAUCCUGACUCAAACAAAGAGUGAUGAAUUUGUUAUCGUUGGUGGCUAUCAGCUUGAAAAUCAAAAGAGGUUGGUCUGCAACACGGUGUCUUUCGAGGGCGAUAAGAUAGAAAUUCAUGAGAUGGAGACUCCAGAUUGGACCCCAGAUAUUAAGCACAGCAAGAUCUGGUUUGGGAGCAGCAUGGGAAAUGGAACUGUCUUCCUUGGAAUACCAGGAGACAAUAAACAGGCUACUUCAGAAGCUUUCUAUUUCUAUAUGUUGAAAUGUGCUGAAGAUGAUGCGAAUGAAGAUCAGAAAACACUCGCAAAUAGUCAGACAUCAACGGAAGAUCCAGGGGACUCCACUCCCUUUGAAGACUCAGAAGAGUUUUGUUUCAGCGCAGAAGCAAAUAGUUUUGAUGGUGAUGAUGCAUUUGACACCUAUAAUGAAGACGAUGAGGAAGAUGAGUCGGAGACAGGCUACUGGAUUACAUGCUGCCCUACUUGCGAUGUGGAUGUCAACACUUGGGUACCAUUUUAUUCAACGGAGCUCAACAAACCUGCCAUGAUCUACUGCUCUCAUGGAGAUGGGCACUGGGUCCAUGCCCAGUGCAUGGAUCUAGCAGAACACACGCUCAUCCAUCUGUCGGAAGGAAGCAACAAGUAUUACUGCAAUGAGCAUGUGAAGAUAGCAAGAGCACUGCAAACCCCCAAAAGAGCCCCACCCUUAAAAAAGCCUCCACUGAAAUCCCUCCACAAAAAAGGUCCUGGGAAAAUUUUGACCCCCGCCAAGAAAUCCUUUCUUAGAAGGCUAUUUGAUUAGUUUCACAAAAGCCUUUCAAAUUCAAGUGCAUCAAUGUUUUAGACCUAUUUUAAAGAGUCAUGACAAUGAUGAAAAGUAUGUUUCUAUUUUGGCUUAUUGAAAACAUCUAUGUGUUCUUUUAGUCUUAUCAAUUAAGUGCCUGGGGAAAGCGUUCGUAAUACAAUGCUAAAAAAUACUUGAAAAUCUCUUGCUCGAAGAUAUCUUAAAUGAGAAUUUCUGACCUGAAUUUUUUUUUUCGUUCAAGGAAUCUUAAAUACAGAAGCAGUAAUAAUAAGAUAAGCUUAUAUCCCCUCUUAUGAUUUUUGGUAACAAGCUAUAACGUAGUAAAGACAAAAUCAAACCAAUAAAGAAACUAACUCCCAAAGGAAUUGAAUGAAUUAUUUUGUACAAUACAACAACCUGGUGGUUGGCCAAAAAUUGAAACCAAGAACACUUGUAUCCCACGCUAGAGCUCUUUAAUACCUCUAACUCUAAACUGGCCUCUUGAUUAUGCCUGUGAACAGAAAAAGUUCCAUAUCGAUUACUGAAACUGUAAUUCUCCAUUGAGGUGAAAGAAGAGAAAAUGAAUCUACAUCAAGUUUGUUAUCCUUACCAAGUUACCUGCAUAAACUUUCUUCAGAGGAUCCCCUCACCAUCUGGUGCACAAAUGACCAACCAAGGAAAGUCACUUGAACCAAUUCUUUGAGAGAUUUAAUGAAAACUGAAGUCCACUGCUACUUAACAUUCUGGGGAAAGAGUAUAAGAGAGCACACUAAGAGAGGACCACCAAUGAAAUCGUAAAAGAAUAAUAAUAUUAUUUCCCCCAAGUAAAAAAAGUUUAAAGAAUUUUCUAAAGUUAAUUUUAAAAUAUUUUAAAUGGGGAAAAAUAAAUUUGUGUGUGUAUGAGUCUAGCUGAUAUGUGGAAUUUGCUGCCAAUGAAAUUUAUAAAAUCAGUGAGUCUGCUGAAGUCCAAUUAAAUACUUCCUAGAAAGAAGGUUAAAAAGACUGUUUUGAGCCAUUAAGACAUCAACUGAUAAUAGAAAUUAUCAAUAUAGAAAUAGAAAUUAUCAAUAUAGAGAUAGAUAAUUAGAAAUUAUCUUAGAAAGAAAUGUUUUUCCUUUGGGGUAUUUUUCUAGCAAAGCAUCUCACCUUAUCCUAAAAGGCUUAAGCCAUAGCUUAUUAUUCAUCAGUUUUCCCUGAGAGUCCACAGUGUGUGAAGUAAUAUUACCACAUUUAGGGAAAACAUGACCAUAUGGGAGAUAAACCCCUGGAACACAAGUUCAUCUGCACUAGUUCCAUGGCUUGGGCGCUAAAAGUAACUUGGAUAAAUUAAAUCAUGUUCAGUUUAUUUCAGUAAUGUUGCGUAAUGGAUAUUCCUUUUGGGUUUUUUUUUUUUUUAUAUUCCUUUUGAACUAUUUACCAUUGUUUUGAUUUUUUGUUGUUUUUG